ACCAACAGUCACUCAAACUUCACUUAAUUACAAAUUUGAGAGACGAGGAGGAUAAUCAAAGAAGCAAAGUUGAGAAGACUUUGGUCGGUUCUUCUAAGAAAAGACCAGAGGGACACGCGUCGCUAACGCAACAUCCGCCAUUCACUCUCUUCACUUCACCACUUUAUUUCUCUCUCUCCACCCAAACUGCAGAGCCCAAAACUCCUCCUUUUUAUCUGAUAAAAACAAACCCAUGGCGGAUAUACAGCCAUCAGAUGCCCAGUUAAAUGGCGUCGUAGCACCCCUAGUCGUGGCUUCAUCCGACACCGUUGGACCCAAACGCCAGAGACGUCCCAGCGUACGUUUAGGCGAUAUUGGCGGUGACCAACCCCACGAUUCUCAUCUCCGAAGGCCCUCCUCCUCUUCUGCCGCCACCAAGCCAUGGAAACACCAACCCCACUCCACCGCCGCUGUCACUUCUAAGUCAUUCAAGACUCGCGCCCUAACCAAUCUCACCACUGACGAUGAUGAAACUGAAGCUGACCACAACAACACCAAUUUGGAUGGUGUUGCAAUUGCUAGCUGGAGGGUCAAAGAUUUCAACAAACGGGGCUCCGCCACUAAACGGGUCCGCUCGAAUUGGGUCCCCAAACUCGACGAUUUCAGCGGCGGAAACGUCAUAAUCAACGGCAACAGUACCAACACUACUAACAACAACAAUUUAGAAACAGAUGAUAGAUAUAGUGGUGAUCAAGAUAACGAUGAUUUCGACAUGGAGAACUCGGAAAGUCCCAUGAAAGAGCACAGUCCAGUUCAUUCUUUGGAUAACAUGGCCAAUGAAAGGGAACUUCUUUAUCAAAGGAGGCCAAUUCGUACAAGGGUUUCGGAUCGGGCGGACUUAUCCGAUUCCGACAUAAGGCCGUGUGAGGAAGAUGGGGUUAGGAUAUGGUUAAACAGUUUGGGUUUAGGAAGGUACGCCCCUAUUUUCGAGAUCCAUGAAGUGGAUGAUGAGGUUUUGCCAUUGUUGACAUUGGAAGAUUUGAAAGAUAUGGGAAUAAAUGCAGUGGGUUCAAGAAGGAAAAUGUUUUGCGCAAUCCAGAAGCUUGGUGAAGGUUUUUCCUAACAUAUUUCAAAAUGGAUUUUUGGAAGGAGAAUUUGAUCAGCCAUGGCAAUGUGUCCACACGGAAAAUGAGGAGUUGGAGCAUAUACCUAGUCCUCUAGAACUUUCCUCGUACCAUGCAAAUUGUGUUUUAGGAUGAAAAAAAAAAAAAACAUGUUUGAAUUUCUGUUUGCCUUAAUUGCACUUUCUCAUCAUGGUUAUGUAAAUAUUUAGUUGGCAAGUAAACAAAUACUGCUACUCACCUCAAGCACGGUUCCCAUUGUUGAAAAUUUCUUGUAUGUUAAGCUGUUAUCAUUCAGUACCUUCUGUUCAAUAUGCAUAAGAUAUUAGAGUUUUCUAUGGCCUAAAA
Gossypium arboreum is the source of this 1448-nucleotide messenger RNA. RefSeq lists its product as uncharacterized. Gene Ontology annotation, molecular function: protein binding. The transcript has 2 exons. The record is from RefSeq and is a predicted model, not a curated record. Lineage: Eukaryota; Viridiplantae; Streptophyta; Magnoliopsida; Malvales; Malvaceae. Bases 233 to 1102 code for a protein of 289 amino acids.